CAAUACGAAAUAUUCGAAAAACGAGAGAGAUCAUAGAUUACUUGAAACUGUGGUAGUAAACUCUUUGGAUGUUUUCGUCAAUGCAGUCAAUUACACUAGAGUCCUAGCUAUCACAUACGCGUUUUCUAUUGGUUGCUGUUGGAAUCUUCUGUUCAGCGACAUACGGCCAUUUUGUGGUGAUUGUAUCACCAGCUGUUGCUAGUGGUUGCUAUUCUAUGAUUAUUACCAGUUUUUAGUUCUCAUAGAUUCUCUCACUUUCUGGGUACAAUUACAUCUGUUUUAGACAUGUUCAGUGUAAUAUUUACAGGAUAUUUAUUUUACAUACACAUAUUUCUUUGAAAUCGAAAUUAAAAUGUCCAAAAUGAGUUCGAAGGAUAAAGAUAAUAAAACAUUACAUGAUAAACUGAAACAAUUCUUUCGCAUAAAUAAAGGUAGUUACAAAAGUCGUGAAGAUUUUAUUUUGACACAUGAUAUCGAAAAAGAAAUCAGUCCUGACAGUCCAGUACAUCAUCGUACAAAAGCAAUUAAAGAACUUUCGGAUGCUGUGCUCAAUCAACAAUGGGAAGAUAAAGCAGCAGAACGUUUAUGGAGUUUAGUUCAAGAUUUAUUAGGAAAAGAUGUUCUUCGUGAACACAGGCAUUUGACAUUAAAUUUUUUAAGAUGCCUUGUACAAGGACAAUAUUUCAAACUCUCAGCAUUAAUGCGUGUAAAAUUUUUUAUGGUGAUAAAGGAAGGAAUACCCGAAGAUAUUGGCCCUAGAUUGGAAUUGUUACAAACAUUAACAGAACAUGGAAAAGACAUUUCACAUUUGGAAGAGAGAAUGGGUCCUUUUUUGUUAGAUUGGAUGCCUUCGGUAACAGCAGGAGAUGGAAAGAGAGGAGCUGAGUUCUUGUCUCUUCUUGUAAAUGUUAUCAAAUUUAACUCGGCUUAUAUUGAUGAGGAUAUUGUAUCUGGUCUUGUUCAAUAUAUUUCCUACUUGUGUUAUUACAGUAAUAAUACUGAAGUUGUUUCUGGAUGUUUGGAAGCUCUUGAUGCAAUUAUGUGUUACAGUAACAUGCAAUCUGAUUCAUUACAAACAUUUAUUAUAGCUUUAUGUAGAAGUGUAAAUGUUGAAACUUAUUGCCAAACAAGUUGGAAGAUUAUGCGGAAUUUAUUAGGCACGCAUAUGGGUCAUUGUGCUUUAUAUACAAUGUGUCGGCUGCUACAAGAUGUAAAUUUUCAACGUGAUGUUCGUCUACUCCGAGGAGCAGUAUUUUAUAUAAAUAUGGGUUUAUGGGGUACACACAGAAUACCAAAAUUAGAAUGUACACAAGCAUCUGUUUUGCCUUCUUUUUAUCAGGCUCUACAAUGUAAUCAUCCAAUUGUUAUGUAUGAAGUUACUUUAUCGAUACAAAGAUUGGUUAACAAGUAUGGUAAUGAAUUGUGGGAUCCUACUUGGAGUGUUAUUUUAGAUAUCAUAGAACAAGUUAUCACUCACAUUGAAAGUAAUAAUCAGCCUGCAACCAAACAAGUUUCUACAAGUUUACAUGAAACAAUUACUAAUAUUGAACAUUUACUCGAUACAAACAAUUAUAAUGGUUGUAUUCAACGCUUUUAUAAUCUUGUUGAACGUUGCAGUAAAUCUCGACCUGAAGGAUCUGUGUUAAAAUUAAUUGAAUACAGAGCUUCUACAAUAGGCCCUACAUAUUAUCAAUGGCAAUUGAAAUUAGUGUCUUUAAUGGAACAUUACUAUAAAAAUGAUGCACGUACAACCAUUAGAAUGAAGGUUCUCGAUGUUCUAACCAAUGUUAUUCAUAUUAAUAGAUCUAGGUACGAGGAUGAACUUAUUGAACGAAUAGUUGUACCGCAUAUGCAACAUAUAGAGAUAGAUCCGGAUAUUACAAUACGUACUGUCACAGCAAAUUUACUAAUAGACCUUUGCUUGGAGUGCGAUACUAAACGAUGUAUAGAACUUUUGGACAUACUAGAAAAGAUGAUCAACAAGCCUUUUACAUCAGACACUCCAAUCUCUAUUGAUGCCGAUAUCAAAGAUGUGAAAACUGCUGUUGUUGGAGUUAUAAAGAUAUUCACUUCUAAGAUUUAUCGUUUACCAUCAAGUCAUGCAAUAUGCGCUUAUAAAAUUUUAGUGAAUCAUCUUGAACAACACUAUAAAGACCCCUCUAUCUUCCAUGAUGUAUCAACGCCACGUAAUUUGAUUUUUGAAUGCUUUUUAAAAAUUAGAGCAAACUCUCUAUAUCAUCUUGGUAUAUUAGAUUCGUCUAAUGCUAUUCGAUUUAGUCCAUACCUUGUUUUGGAACAUGGCGCAACUGAACGUAUGAACAGUGCAAGUGGAGGCAAUAGUCCUCCACCAGCUAGUCCUGUGCCGUUGCAACACUUAUCUUGUCAUAUUACUAUGAUGUCUUUAACUCAUGGAUGUAAAACUAUUAUUUCCUGCAUUAAACAAGAAAAAGAUUGGAAAGUUUUACAUCUUAUAUUAAAGGAAUUACCUCAAGUGAUGCAGAAUAGAGCUCUAGUAUUAUCUCGUCAUAGUAAUGACAUUGAUUUUUUUGCAGCAGCUUUGUGUUCAAUGGUAAGCGACAAAAGUUUGCGCCUCCCCGACUCACUUUACAAUGUUCCGCUUAAAUUUACUCUUUCCGAAUUUCGAGUAUAUGUUUUCCCGGUACUAGCAUCUUUGGCAUCAUAUCAUGCUCAUUUGGAACCUAAUUUGCAACAACGUUUAAUAAAAUGCUUAGAGGUUGGUCUUACAGCAAAAUGUGCAAAUCAAUGUGUGACCAGUCUUACAAUCUGCACAUUAGAAAUGCGUGAUACAAUGAAUAAACUUUUACCUGAAGUAUUAUUGAAUUUAUCAAAAAUUUCUGCAACAGUUUACAUUGCUAUACCUAUUUUAGAAUUUUUAUCAACUCUAACUAGACUUCCAAAAGUUUUUGCCAGCUUCAUCGGAGACCAGUAUAUGUCCGUAUUUGCAAUAUUAUUGCCAUACACUAAUCCUUUCAAAUAUAACCAUUAUACAGUAUCUUUGGCUCAUCACGUAAUUGCAGUAUGGUUUUUGAAGUGCAGACUACCUUUUCGAAGAGAUUUUGUUAAAUUCAUUACUACAGGAUUAAAAGCAAAUGUGAUAGUUCCUUUCGAAGAAGGACAUCUAAUGAAAUCUGAUUUUAGCGUCGUUAAUGAAGAUUCUUCAAAUAGAAAACGUAGCUCCAGUUUGACUGAACAAGGUAGUAGAGGUCGAAGAGAAAGACCAAUAAUAGCCAAUCGAAUGAUAGGAGAAAAUAGAGCCUUCGAUUUGAAACCUCCGAUUGAUGAAGCUUUAAUGAGCUUUCACUAUGAACUUACUGAAACUUGUAUUGAUUUAAUGGCUCGUUACACAUUUUCGAAUUAUUCAGCGCGACCUAAAAGGUUACCAGCCGCAGAUUUCCUUCUCAAGGAAGGUCAAUCGAUGACUUGGAUUCUUGGUAACAGGCUUAUUACUGUAACAACAAGUGGUUGUAGCAACAAAGCUAUGCGUGGUGGGCUUUGUGAUAAUUGCUGGGCGGCAUGUAAGCCUGGCUUCCUGUUACUGGAUCAUACAAAAACUUCUCAUUCAAACUUACAACGUACUUCAAGUAUUGAGACAUCGAAAGAAGACAAGUUAUCCAGGCAGUCUUCCGGUGGGCAUGGAAGUUCCAAUGCAAAUACCGCUACAAAUUCUCCUACAGAAGAAUCGAAAAAGUAUGCAGAAGAUUCUGAUACUGUAAAAAAAGAAUUUCUCACAGAGAAGACUGACAAGGAUCAAAAUGAACCGUCAAAAUUAGGGCAAAUAUUAAAUAGCGACAAGCAAGAUGGACAUGUACUUUGCGCUUGCUGGUGUCAAGGAUGGGCUGAAAUAUAUGUGCGUAGACCUACAGGCGAUAUGUCAUGGAUUAUGAGAAUUCAGAAUUCUACACAAUUUGAAACUUCCAUGGACUUUCCUGUACAUGAUAUUAUGGCUCUAUAUAUGCCAAAUCAAUAUAUAAUAUCAAAUAAACAACAAGAGGUUGCCUCAGAAUAUUCUGAUGACGAAACAGAGGAUGUGCCAAACAAAAGUAGCAAUCAGUCACAAAGUGAACAUGGUGUGAAACCAUUUACUAUAUCAUCAGGUCCCAUCGCUAUACCUGGUUCACCAGCUCGACCUAGUCCAUCCCGACAAAGUUCAAAAGAUAGUUUAGAAAGUUUGGAGGAAGGUGAAGAAGAUGCACGGCGUUCCCGCAACCCAGUACGCAGAUCAAAUUCCAGUCCGGAAAUGAGCGCUAAUUGGAAAAAUCCAUUUUUAAAUAAAGAAAAAUUAAACAUGCAGCAACAAGUUGACAAAGAUUUUAUAUGCUCAGACUUAGAAAUCAAAUUAGAUGCAGAAUUGAAGAAACAUUCAAAAAAUAUUUAUACAAAAGAUAUGAGAGUUAGUUGCGAAGCCAUACCAGAAGAAAUAUUUGGCAUGGGGACAACACCACCUUCCUCGGAGAACGCUGGAGACCAUCCAAUCACAUUACGUUCACAACGCUCCUAUCCGGGAGCGACACAAGUUACUCAAACUAUCUCAGCAACUCUUAGCAAUACUGUUCCACCUUCUCCUACAACUGUGCAAGCACCAGGUAAUUAUUUAGGGAUACAAACACGCCCCGCACAAAUACAAACAUCUAUAACAAAAGCACCGCAAUCACCUACUCAAAUUUACUCUCGAUUGUCCGGGCUUGAUUACAAUCAGAAACAAAUGCCAUUGACUGUGGAAAAUAAACCACCUAUUGGGCGAAACCAUUUUGCGGAUAAGCAAAAAGAUGAAAGGCCUGAUCCGUCUACAUUGCCUCCUUUGCCUCUACCUUUCCGCGACAGAGGCCACACGAUCUCUGUUAUGAGUCCAGUAAAAAAAUCACGAGAGUGGGAUAAUAUGAGACGAGGUAAUUCCCCUCGAAUGAAAGACCCACCGCGAACAGGCAUCAAUCCAAGUUUUGUAUUUCUUCAACUUUACCAUGCAGCGCACUUUGGCACUACUACAGAAAAACCUCUGUUGGUUCCACAAACAACAGCCAUACAACGUGCAGUGACAAAUUUAGAUAGAAUACCGCCAUAUGAAACUCACAAGAUUGGAGUACUUUAUGUCGGCCCGGGACAAUCUUCAAAUGAAGUUGAAAUUUUGGCAAAUCAGCAUGGUUCCCUUCGUUAUACCGAAUUCUUGAAACGUUUAGGCACGUUAAUUCGAUUGAAAGAUGUCGACGAAAAUAUAUUUUUAGGUGGAUUAGAUCGUAAUGGUGAGAACGGAGAUUUUGCCUACAUUUGGCAAGAUGAUGUAACACAGGUAGCUUUCCAUGUUGCGACAUUAAUGCCUACAAAAGCAAGCGACCCAAAAUGUACGUCUAAGAAAACACACAUUGGAAAUAAUUAUGUAACAUUAGUAUACAAUGAAUCUGAUGAACCAUAUAAUAUACAGACGGUUAAGGGUCAAUUUAAUUAUGCCUGUGUUGUAAUACAACCUUUGGAUCAUGGUACUAAUCAAGUUACAGUACAAGCGCGAGAAGAAUUGGCUGAGCAUAUUGGUCACAGUGAUCCUAAGAUAAUUUCUGACCAGAAUCUGGCUAUUCUUUCACGGCAACUUGCUCUGCAUGCUAAUCUAGCCUCAAUGGUUUGCUCAUCUUUGAAGCAAAAUAGUCAUAAUCCAUAUGCUUCCAAUUGGUUGGAGCGUUUACGUCACAUCAAGCGACUGAGAAAUAGAGUAUUGCAAGAAUCUGUUAAUAAUAAUUCAGAUACUACUUCAGACGAAUUAUCACCUAGGUCCAACAAACGAGUUUAUAUGGACGAUUUCACAGAAUAUACCACAUAAUUUUAUUGUGCGCAAAAAAACUGUAUGAGAAUGAUAAUAAACGGAGACAGAUUGGAUCAAACCAGAUUAAUGUAUAAAAAAAUUGAAGCAUAAAUAUAUUUCAUGUGCAAUUUUA
Molecule: messenger RNA, 5942 nt
Organism: Linepithema humile (Argentine ant)
Lineage: Eukaryota; Metazoa; Arthropoda; Insecta; Hymenoptera; Formicidae
Gene: gig
Product: tuberin
Biological process (GO): negative regulation of phosphatidylinositol 3-kinase/protein kinase B signal transduction; negative regulation of insulin receptor signaling pathway; positive regulation of GTPase activity
Cellular component (GO): TSC1-TSC2 complex; nucleus; cytoplasm
Molecular function (GO): GTPase activator activity
Source: RefSeq, a predicted model, not a curated record